AUGACCGCCCCUACUGUCUCCUCUGGUCUGAUUUCUCCCCAGUCCCCAAACGAAAUUUUCUCCUCUUCAUCGCAUUCCAUGUUCUUCUUCACAAACCACCUUCUGUCGACUACUACAGACUCUAGCUCUAGCAAUUCUGUGUUCAACUCCUUGCUACGAAUUCUGUCCGAGGAUAGCCGACUUCAGAAUUACCGGAUUCAAAAGGUAAACCUUACGAAACGUCUGGAAAACUUUUUAUUCGGUUCGCUUCUGCUCAUGUUGACUAAGGCCAUAAUCAAAGGAAACCGAUCUCUCUUUGCAAGAACAAACUAG
Molecule: messenger RNA, 312 nt
Organism: Protopolystoma xenopodis
Lineage: Eukaryota; Metazoa; Platyhelminthes; Monogenea; Polystomatidea; Polystomatidae
Source: the annotation of a GenBank genome assembly